Phyllopteryx taeniolatus (common seadragon) is the source of this 5431-nucleotide messenger RNA. It is a transcript of the gene acot20, whose product is annotated as acyl-CoA thioesterase 20. The transcript is spliced from 4 exons. Lineage: Eukaryota; Metazoa; Chordata; Actinopteri; Syngnathiformes; Syngnathidae. Gene Ontology annotation, molecular function: fatty acyl-CoA hydrolase activity. Bases 193 to 1437 code for a protein of 414 amino acids. The record is from RefSeq and is a predicted model, not a curated record. Gene Ontology annotation, biological process: fatty acid metabolic process; acyl-CoA metabolic process.
AGAUGAUGGCUGGAGCGAGACAGAGCUCGAUAUUGCGUUCAAUGCUGUCCUCCAGUGGCUGCUCGAAAAAUAUUAGCAUUUCUGCAACGUCUACAAAUGGAGACCGCUUCAUACUUCCGGGCAAAGUGGCAAUGACAACGAAAGCAACGUUCAGACCAUUUGUGUGAGUCACGAAUCUGCCUUGAAACUGAAAUGGCUCAGAUCCGCCUGAAAAUUCUCCCCAGUGUCCGCUGUGUCUUUGACAAACUGGUUCAAGUUAAAGUCGAGGGUCUCGCUCCCCACAAACCGGUGGAAUUGAGGUCGAGGUUGGUUGAUGACAAAGGGGUGGUUUUCAAAGCUUCCGCCCUCUACAAAGCUGAUGAAAAAGGCUUGGUAGAUGUGAGUAGUGACCCCUCUCUGGGAGGAAGUUACACUGGAGUGGAGCCCAUGGGUUUAUGGUGGUCCAUGGUGCCAGACACCCCGCACAAAAAACUUGUGAAGAAGAAUGUGCUGAGCUCAACUCUUGUGGAGAUAGCAGUCCACAAUGGAGGUAGUGGAGAGGUGUUAGCCUGUGAAACCAAUGAGAGAGAAUACAUGAUGGAGGGCAUGAGGAGAAUUCCUGUGCGAGAGGGACGUGUGCGAGGAGUCCUCUUCGUACCACCAGGCAAGGGGCCAUUCCCUGGAAUUCUAGAUUUAUAUAUUUUAGGUGGAGGGCUCAAUGAGCAGCGAGCCAGCCUCUUGGCAAACAAAGGUUUUGUUGUGCUGGCACUGGCCUAUUAUCGCUACCAGGACUUACCCAAAAAUCCCAAGAACUUGGAUUUGGAAUAUUUUGAAGAGGCUGUGAACUUUCUACAGAAACUUCCAGAGGUUCAAGGUCCUGGGAUUGGCGUCAUAUCAAUGUCCCAUAGUGGUGCUUUGGCUUUGUCGAUGGCAUCGUUUUUCUCAGGAAUCACAGCAACUGUCUGUAUUAAUGGCUGCAGUGGAAAUACUGUGAUUCCAUUACACUACAAAGACAUAGUUAUGCCCGCACUCCGACCAGUCUUAUGGAAAAUCAAAAUCAGGAAAUCUUGGUUGAUUGAUAUACGUGACGUCACGCCGGAUCCAACUCUGACCAAAAAUCGAGCGUCUUUGAUUCCUAUAGAGCGAGCCACCUGCCACUUCCUGUUUGCUGUUUCAGAAGACGACCGCAACUGGAACAGCGUUUUUUUUGCCAAGCAAGCUGCUGACAUUUUGAAAAGUCAUGGCAAGGAAUCCUUUCAGGUGGUUUCUUAUCCAAAAGCUGGACACUUCUUGGAAGUCCCUCACAUGCCAUUUUGUCCAUCUUCUUUCCACGCUGCAGUGGGAAGAGCUGUGGCGUUCGGUGGGGAGCCAAAGGCCCACUCGGCGGCUCAGCUGGACCUUUGGCAGCGAGUCCAAGAGUUCUUUAAUAGACACUUGAACAACAAGCACGCUUAUUAGCAAGCAUCAAGUGUGCCAAGCCUCCAAGACUCACCUAUUUUACACAAAAUUAGGUCAAUACAACAAGGACACUUACACACUUUAUUAGUUAACUGUCUCAAUAAUUAUGAAGGUCUAACUGGAUGGCAAAACACUCCACUUAACAGUACUACAAAUGAAUGUCUCCAAAAUGAUAUUGCUGUCUAUUGAAUAAUAUACAAAACACAUUUAAAGACAACAUAAAUACAUGUGAAAUUGCUGUAAAAUCUCCAGUCUUAUUUAUCUCACAACAACACUAAAACGGUUUUACAGCUUUACAAUCAUGCCUGUUCUUCAGUGUUAGCGAAUCAGAUUGCAAAGUGGUUGCAAAUAAUCUGUAGCAGGAAUAAGAUAAGAUCAUUUAAAGCAAAGCAAAGCCAAUUUAUUUAUAUAGUGCAUUUCAUACACAAAGUAACUCAAUGUGCUUUACAUGAUUAAAAGCAUUUAAAAAAGGAAAAAAAACUGCUUUUAAACAUUUAAAACAAAGAGGAAAAAAAUAAAAGUACAAUUCAAACAGCGUGCAAUGCAAUAACUAUCAUUUAAAAGUGGAAAUGCUCUAAAAAGCAUGAGAAAAAAAGAAGAGUUUUUAACCUGGACUUAAAAACAUGCGCACUUGGGGCUGACGUCACUUCUGUUGGCAACUUAUUCCAUUUGUGUGCAGCAUAAUAGCUAAAUACUGCUUCACCAUGUUUGCUUUGGACUCUGUGCUCCACUAUUUGACCUGAGUCUGUUGAUCUCAGAGCCCUACUGGAUUUAUAUACCAUUAGCAUUUCUUUCAUGUAUUCAGGACCUAAACCAUUUACUGAUUUAUAGACCAGUAGCAGAACUUUAAAAUCUAUUCUAAAGCUGACUGGGAGCCAGUGUAAAAACUUUAGAAUUGGAGUAAUAUGCUCUGACUUGAACUUAGAUUCAUAAAGUACGGUAAAUCUCCACCCCUUUGUGCACGCCUAAGAACAUCAAGUAUAAAACAGUAAGAAACACUUGUGCCAAAAGAGCCUGCGAGUGAGGACUUGAUUCAUGCCUUAAAAUAGUUGAGAUAAGUAGUUGGGGUUAUGAUUUGCGUUGUGUUGGCUGUAAACAUGUCUGUUACUCGAAUUAUCAAGUUUGGACUUGAUUAUUUGCUGUCACAAUUAAGAUAAACGUGCACAUGCAAGAUAAAGACGAUUACAUCAAACCAUAAAUAUGUCAUAAUCAUGUCGCAUGGGCGCUUUAAAUUUAACCGCCACGUGGAGGUUCCAGCCCACCCGCGAGGACACGAGCAAUAGAAAAUGGAGGGACUGAUGUUUAUUUUCCCUGAGGCUAAUACACAAACAGAUGUUUUACUGAGCAGUGGAAACCUUAUAAUAUCACUGGGGCAAAUGUAAACAGACCAGCAGUUUAAUAUAAAGUGCAAUUUCUGUAAUCUAAAAUUGUAAAAAAACAGAAACAGUCCAUGGACUCCCCUAAAUCCCUUUUAUUCUCCCGGUUGCCUGAGCAAAAAUCACCGUUGCAUUAUAGGCUAUAAACGUAGUCAUUUCACAUUUAGGGUUAUUAAUAACAAACAUUGGCCUCAACAUAGUUUCUUAACUUCUUUCAGACAGCUAAGACAAACAGAGAGGAAUGAAAAAUUGUGAUUAUUUGUAAUUCAAUUAAUAAAAUUUGGUCCAAAUAAUAAUAGGUUUCAUCGGCAGCAUCUCUUAUAAUUUAGCUACGCGAUUGGUUGUUUUAUACACUCCUGUCCAGGAUGUUUACAAUACAGUACAAUAUUGUAGGUUGACAAUUAUAAUAAUACAACAGAAUACAGAGUGGGAAAAUAAAAAUGGCAGUCUUUUUGUGUUUGUCACAGUGGUUAAUUUAGGAUUUCAAAAUGAAAACGUCAUUUAAAACAUUGCCUAUCUAGUUACUAAUUGUUUCAUGUGGGUGAUAGUUUGACUCUGGAAUUUAUUAAUGAAAGUCUCAUUAUUUUCUGUGGGGAAAAGAAUUUCAGGAAUACAGCAAACAAAUUAAAGCCAGAACAGAUUGCGGUCUUGGUGGUUCCACUUUAAGUUCCGCGAACUGACAAUUUGCAUGCUUUUUCAGGGUCCUUCAAGCUUUUACAGUGGAUAAUCACUGAGGUGUCACAUCAAUCCAAAAACAUAAAACACACAACUUCGGCGCAAACAGUUUCAACAUGACAGGUUUUACUGUCAUCACACAUUAUAAACUGAGUACCCCAUACACGACGCCACACUUUGACAAUCACUUAUUGUAUCUAGACUAGAGCAAAAUGACAUCUCAGGCAUAUACAGGGUUACAUAUUUCAGAAACCACCCUGAGGCACUUGGGAGGAAUUGAUCAUCCCAGAUAAUUAUGGGCAGCUGCUUCCUCAGAAAAGCCGUUUUCUCUUUAUUAGCACGACCAAACAUGUCAAAGUAUCAAUUCUGCGGAGGUUUGCAGGUAUGAUUUGAAUUUAUGUUAAAGGAGGUUUAAUGUUUUUACAAGGCUUUUGUAGUGCGUUUUUCGAUUGGCUUUAUGAACAGUGUAAAUUUGUCUUUCACUUUUGUGGCUUUGUAUGAGUUUCAAUGUGCAGACGUCAGGCCACCAAUGGCUUUGUUUUUUUCCACAGCAUUUAUUUUGACAGUUGACACUGUACCGUCCUCAGUAAGACAUUUGUGCUUUGUAUGAGCUAGACAGCGAGCUAAACUGAACAGAUGAUGCAAGACACGUCCUCAUAGCUGUUUGCAGCUUUGUUUGCUGCUUAAUAAUAUACUGUACUUUAAUAUACUAUGUUUAAUAUACUACUUUAAUACACAUUAUAUGGCUUUUAUAUAUUGUCUUGACAUCAGGCAGAUUGACAUAGUAAAAAGUAAAACAUUACGACAAAUCUAGCUGUCUAUUCAUGACAUACAUUCACAGUAAGUGCAAAACAGAAACUUAAAUCAGCUGCUAAUGUCAUAGUCACCAAGUGGUUUGCCAUAAAAAGAUGACAUAUUUAAGCGAAAACAGGAACCAUGAAGCUCUAUGAGGUACGCAUUAGUCUGCAUGCAAUCCAUCUUCAUACAUAAAAAUACCAUUUAAAUCUCGCUAGAAUAUUUUAAUAAACAUGUCCCAAGUAACUUCACAAACUUGUUUUUUUCCCUCCCGCACAAAUUAACAAGCAAUGACAUAACAGCGUCGCUUCUGCAGGAGUUACACAAAGUUUCAUCCUGCACGCAUGGAUUGGAAGUCUUUUUUUCCCUCCUUUGCAGAGGUGAUUGAGCUCAUGGCCAGGUAAGAUAAAUUUCACUGUUUUAUAAAUUUCAAUUCAUUCCCACGUUUCUGGAAGAAAAAAAAAAACUUUUUGGGAAAGUCUGUGACUACUGUCAAAUCUGAUAAAGGUUAUCUACUGUAAAUGUUGAGCCACAGCACAAGAGGAAUGGUUUGGAAUCAUAAAAUAAACAUAUUAUAACCCUAAUUCCUGGGUAAAUACAAUUCAUUCAUCCAUCAACAUGGGUUUUGCGGACCGAUGUUUUAGUUCUGUAAUUUCUUGUGAGUGGCUAGUGUGGUCUCUUGGGCGUGCAUGUAAAGAUGAAACUUGGUUAAUUUCGCCUCAUUAAGGCAGUUUUUAUUUUAUAUGCCUGUCUAUGGCAGUGUCUAGGUGGGUCACCCUAGGCGAGACUUUAUUUGGCACCCGCCUUCAUUUGUCGUUUACAUUUGCAGAGGUGGGUGUCACAAUGUGAGAGUUUCAUGGAAGUCCCAAGUCACUGUGGUGAAAAUGAAGCAAGUUGAGUUCUAAAUUUAAAGCCAAAUGUCAAGUCAUUACUAGGUUUAAGCAAGAUGUAAGUCAAAUAAUACAUAAAAUUCUCAGUUACAGUACAACAUAUAUUGGAGUGAUCAUAAAAUGUUUUUUUCACUCACCAGAACACUAAAAAGAACAUAUGGCAUCAUCAGAUUUAACAACCACAUAUGUUGUUGAUCGCUUUAACAGACGCUGUGGGAGUGCCAGUAAAAGUAACGUUCAGACCAUUUGUGUGAUUCC